AUGGACCUAACAUUUCAUUUCUUUUUAUUUCCUUCUUUUCGCUUAUUUUCUUUAUUUAAUCGCAUCCUUCUUUUUCCUUCCUUCCUUCCUUCCUUCCCUCCUUCCUUCCUAUCACGUUUCUUUUUAUUAUUUUUUCAUUUUUAUCACCUAUUUUUAUUUUUCCUUCCUUCUUUUCUUUCUUCUUUCUUUCCUUCUUUCUUUCUUUCUUUUCUUCCCUCCUUCCUUCUUUCUUUCUUUCUUUCUUUUCUUCCUUCCUUUUUUCUUUCUUUCUUUCUUUCUGUCUUUCUUUCUUUUCUUCCUUCCUUCUUUUUAUAUUUUUGUUUUCUCCUUUUUUUUUUUCUUUUCUUUCUUUCUUUCUUUUUUUCUUUCUUUUCUUCCUUCCUUCCUUCCUUCCUUCCUUCCUUCCUUCUUUCUUUCUUUCUUUUUUCUUCCUUCCUUCUUUCUUUCUUUCUUUCUUUCUGUCUUUCUUUCUUUUCUUCCUUCCUUCUUUCUUUCUUUCUUUUCUCCCUUCCUUUUUCUUUCUUUCUUUCUUUCUUUCUUUCUUUCUUUCUUUCUUUCCUUCCUUCCUUCCUUCCUUCAUUUUUGCAUUAUUGUAAUCUAUUUUCUUUCUUUUCUUUCUUCUUCCGGACUAUUCUUCUAUUGUCUUACUUUCUUUGGGACAAUAUGGAAUAUACUUUCAAUCUUUCUUUUUUUCUUUUUUUCUUUCUUUCUUUCUUUUUUCUUUCUUUCUUUCUUUAUUUAUUUAUUCUAGUUCAUUUUUAUUUUAUUUUUAUAUUUCUUUACAUCCUCCUUUCGCUUCAUUCAUCCAUCAUUUUUUUUCCUUCUUCGUCAUCAUUCAUUAUUUUUUUUUCUUUACUUUAUUUAUCGAUUUGGUUUUGUUGCUUAUUAUUAACUUGUUUUUUUUUUUUCCUUUUUUUUUCUCCUGCCACCAUUCCUCCAAUCUUCCUUCCAUUUUUACUCUCUCUUUUUUUAUUUCCUUCGUCCUUUUCUUCUUUUUGUUCCACCCACUGUUUUCCGGUUUUCUUACAGGUGAAACACAAACCCAUACAUCAUUCAGGCAGCAUCCCAGAAGAAUAA
Messenger RNA from Acanthosepion pharaonis, 1077 nucleotides. Lineage: Eukaryota; Metazoa; Mollusca; Cephalopoda; Sepiida; Sepiidae. The record is from the annotation of a GenBank genome assembly.